Molecule: messenger RNA, 899 nt
Organism: Polychytrium aggregatum
Lineage: Eukaryota; Fungi; Chytridiomycota; Chytridiomycetes; Polychytriales
Exons: 4
Coding region: 58-801 (247 amino acids)
Cellular component (GO): mitochondrion
Source: RefSeq, a predicted model, not a curated record
CACUUGUCUUUUGCCCAUCGAGCAUCCAUCGCCGACACCCAAGCGAUUACCCUCCCGAUGGCUCUCGCUCGCUCUGCUGCCCUGGGCCUUCGCGCCCUGAACAAGCCGGCUGCCUUCUCGGGGGCCGUCUCUUCCCGAUCGUACUCGUAUGGCUACAACAUCAAGGACCGCGAGGCCCCCGAGGCUGGCUUCCCGGCAGCUUCCGAAAUCUGGUCCAACAACCACGUCCCGCCAUCGGCCCCCAAGGUCCCAGUCGACGAACCCGAUGCCGUUCUGACCCACCCUGUUUACACGCCUCUUCCCAAGCCCAAUACCUCGAUCGGCCCGAUGGCUGCUCCUCUCAAGUGGCCCGAGUACGACCAGCGGCUUCCUUCGGCCGACAAGUCGGGUCUGCCAUCGCCCGCUCACUGGCACUACCGCGAGUUUGACGACCAGCUCGUUGCCCCCACCGGCGACUAUCCCCGCGACGUUCCCUUCCAGUGGACUCAGCUCAAAGAUCCUUUCAAGUACUGGGAUCAGCAGGGACGCAGAAACUAUGGCGAGAUUCUCCAUGACCAAGACGCCAUGACCGACUGGCUGGGUAUUGGCCCUGAGCCUCAUUGGGGCCCGCUCGCCUGGGCCAGCGUCAAGUUCCUGGGCGUCAUUGGCACCUUUGCUACCGUCAUCUACCUCUGGGAUCCGUCAAAGCACAUGCAUGCGGCUGCCCGCGACUAUCCGUUCGAUGGACUUCGUGUCGAGCUCGGCUCCGAUCCGGCGGACCCCAACGACCGUGUCCUUGCUGCCCGCACUCUUCAGCACUAGAUACAGUGCUCACAAAAUGGAACAGGGCACCGUGCAUAUAUAGCCAGCAGCCACUCCCCUCGCCUCCGGAUCAUGAAUACAUCUAUUCAUUCAUCCAC